Messenger RNA from Alosa sapidissima (American shad), 1458 nucleotides. It is a transcript of the gene gatad1, whose product is annotated as GATA zinc finger domain containing 1. Gene Ontology annotation, biological process: regulation of DNA-templated transcription; chromatin organization. Gene Ontology annotation, cellular component: nucleus. The transcript has 5 exons. The record is from RefSeq and is a predicted model, not a curated record. Gene Ontology annotation, molecular function: sequence-specific DNA binding; zinc ion binding. NCBI's taxonomy places the organism in Eukaryota, Metazoa, Chordata, Actinopteri, Clupeiformes, Clupeidae. Bases 351 to 1088 code for a protein of 245 amino acids.
UUCUAUUUUCAUAUUGGACAGCCACAGCUUCGCCUGUGUACAACCAUUCAGGAGGAAUUUGGCUAGCUACGAAGGACAUUAAAUAUGAAAAGGGCGCCCAGGAAACCUCUGUUCGUUGAAAAGGACUGUUGGUAGUCAUCACAUUCUACUAACGUUACGGUAAACCACUUUAUAUUCAUAAAAGAUCCCAGGAAGCAAGAGCCUACUGAUGACUUGCUAACGUUAGCUAGCAAGCUAAGUUGCUUGCCUGGCCAACCACAAAAACCGUUUCAUAGCAGUUAAAUUGAACAUAUUAGCCUACUGGUUAUCAACCUUACAUUGCUUAAAAGACCCCGACUUUCCAAGGCAAAAUGCCGCUGGGAUUGAAACCAUGCUGUGCGGUGUGCAAAACAAAUUCGUCCUCUAUGUGGAAGAAAGGAAAUCAGGGGGAAAUUCUGUGCAACAACUGCACAGUGAAGAGCUCAAUCGGUGGAUCCUCCGGCCCGUCAGCAUCCUCCAACGUACAACAGAAUAAUGGUGGAGGAAAACAGUCGAAACAGGAGAUCCACAGAAGAUCAGCACGAUUGAGAAGCACAAAGUACAAGGCACCAGCUUCUGAGAAGAAGGUCUCGACUAAAGGAAAAGGCAGAAGACACAUUUUCAAACUGAAAAAUCCAAUCAAAGCUCCGGAGUCCGUUUCAACAAUCAUAACAUCAGAGUCUAUCUUUUACAAGGGGGUGUACUAUCAAAUAGGGGACGUCAUCAAAGUCGUAGACGAAGAUGAUGGAAAGCCAUACUUUGCACAGAUCCGUGGGUUUAUUCAGGACCAGUAUUGUGAGAAGAGCGCUGCAUUGACAUGGCUGAUCCCCACACAGGCCAGUCCAAGAGAUCACUUUGACCCAGGCACAUACAUCAUUGGACCAGAAGAAGAUUUGCCAAGGAAGAUGGAGUACCUUGAGUUCGUUUGCCAUGCGCCUUCAGAGUACUUCAAGUCAAAGAGCAGUCCAUUUCCAACCAUGCCUAUACGUCCCGAGAAAGGCUACAUUUGGACACACAUUGGACCUACCCCUACUGUUGCAGUCAAGGAAACAAUUGGUGGAGGCAACUAGUGUGUUUUUUUAAUAUAACAGAAAGGACGCACAUCUGCCUAUGAAGGUGUAUCAUUGACCUGAAUUAAUGAAAGUACUGGACAGCAAACACUGUGUCAUGUGUGUUCACAGUAUUAUUUAUACACUUUUUUACAGAGUGACAUAAAAUGACUUUUAACAUUGGGAUCAGUGUUUUGGAAGGUUAAGAGGUGCCAUAAACCUGAAGACAUGGUGCUGUACAGACUUCUCCGUUGAAGUCUUUUUAAAAUACUGACUUUUGUAAUGGAUGUUUUUUUAAAAUAGGUAGAAUAUAUGGACAGUCAAUAUCUGAUAUUUUGUUGUUUUGUGAAACAAAAUAAAUAGUAUGUCUGGUCCUUUAUGCAUAGAUGGA